Messenger RNA from Prorocentrum cordatum, 1626 nucleotides. The record is from the annotation of a GenBank genome assembly. NCBI's taxonomy places the organism in Eukaryota, Dinophyceae, Prorocentrales, Prorocentraceae.
GACUCCAACGGCGUCUAUCACAUGAUCGCAGGCGCGACGCUGGCCGAGGCAGUCUUCGUCGCGGAGGAGCUGGACCCCAACAACGACUACGUGAAGGAAGCGAUGCGGAAUGGUAUCCCAGGCGCCAUCGUCAUCAAGUGCGAGGCGCCAGACGACGCUGUGAUCUGGCUCAGGCACAACCACAACUUCUACAACACGCUGGGAGGUUCCUCGACGUCAUGGCUGGAAAUCAUGGAGAACUGCAGGAAGGUGGAGGAGUCGCGGCGCGAGGAGUGCCGCAUCAAGGCCAUCACUACAGAGAACUGCCCGAAGAGCGGUCCGUAUCGGUACGAAAAGUUGUAUGCGCAGCACGUGCAGAAGAAGUUCAAGGGAUGGUUCUUAAACUGGGACCAUUUUCAAGCAUCGAAGGCCGCAUUCGGCAAGGCAGGCAGUUUCGACGCGGAUGCCUCUGUGUAUGCUGAGUGGAAGGCUUGGGCAGAAAGUCACUGCAAUUUCCUGGACUCAACGGUGAGGAACAGCACGCUGGCCGACAUCCACAACGCGGUGCUCGUGACGGCCGAGUGGUUCAAAGACAACGGCGCAGGGCCAGCUUGGCUUCUCCGGGAGGCCGUCUUGAUCAUGCUGAAGUUCGCGACGCCCACCGUGGAAGUUGACGAUGCGAAGAAGUUCUGCGGAGGUUUGAAUAUCCAUCACGCCGUGAGGGCGAGGAGGCAGCUCUCAGCUCUGAAGUGCCCUAUGGGCGGCAGCGUCACCUACAAGAGGACCAGCUCCAAGCGCAAGAAGGGCGGCGAUGGCGACAACGAAGAUGAUGAGGGAGAAGCAAAAGCACCUGCUGUGGCCGACGAGGCUGCAACCGCGCCUCAGGCAAAGGGGAAAGCCAGAGCUAAGGGCAAGGCGAAGGCAAACGCUGCGAAGUUCAAGAUCGAGGAGAAGCUGGUGGACACGGUCACGACGGUCACCUCAGCAACGGGUUCGAGGGGCAAGCUCUGGCUCGACGACCUCUUCGCCGCGGUGCUGGCGCCGUUGCAGUCGAUUCACGAGCGCAGCUACGAUAAGAAGGCGAUUUCUGACAUCCUCUGUGACGGCUUGAAGUUCGCUACCAACGGGGAAAUCUCGUUGAACGGCAAGGCGUUGAAGUCUGCGGGGUCGUGGAGCAAGGUUCGUAAAGUGCUGCAGGAGGAUUGCGUGAAGGCCCACAUCGCCGCCCUGACGGCCGUGACUGAAGUGCAGGCGGCGAUUCAGCCGACAGCGGACGGCACAGCCCCCAGCGCCGAUGAGGUCGCGUCGAACGUGCUUGCCAUCCUCGGAUCUGGCGACUCACCCCUCAUGGUGGACGACUUUGAGGCACCGCAAGAGUUUCACGCGGAGCUGAAGGACUUCCUGGAGGAUUCUUCGUUCGUCUUGCACUUCAUGGCCGUCCACGGGGGCAAGAAGAUCGACGCUCCAGUCGCGUUGCAGCCAGCUGUGAUCAACAUGAGCGCUACCAUCGGCACAGAACUACCAAGUCUCCAAGAUCGCUAUGGGCAGGGCAGCAAGGGCCGCGUAGACUUGUUGUUGCUAUUGCAGACCAUUGGGCCCCACGUCUACAGCGUGUACAACGAGCGUUGGGCAGACUUCGGCAGCUAG